This is a messenger RNA of Vicia villosa (hairy vetch), 1461 nucleotides long. RefSeq names its product cathecol O-methyltransferase 1-like. Gene Ontology annotation, biological process: methylation. Bases 85 to 1203 code for a protein of 372 amino acids. Gene Ontology annotation, molecular function: S-adenosylmethionine-dependent methyltransferase activity; protein dimerization activity; O-methyltransferase activity. Lineage: Eukaryota; Viridiplantae; Streptophyta; Magnoliopsida; Fabales; Fabaceae. The record is from RefSeq and is a predicted model, not a curated record. The transcript has 4 exons.
AUUACAAGAAACUUCAACUAAUACAUAUCAUAUCUUCUAUACAUAGUUGUUGCUCAUUAUUUUCUUUACUAUCCAAAACUCUUUAUGGCUCCUUCACUAGAAACCAUUAAUGGUGAAGCAAAGCACCUUACACAAGGAGGAAAUGUUCAUGAAGAAGAUGGCAUAGUUUUUGCUUUGAACUUGAUUACAUCCGUCGUGCUUCCACUCACCGUCCGAUCUGCAAUUGAGCUUGGCAUCUUCGACAUUUUAGCCAAAGUUGGAAAAGAUGCCAAGCUCUCUGCAGAUGACAUAGCGGUUAAGAUUGGAUCCAAGAACGCGGAAGCACCCGCCAUGCUGGAUCGUCUUCUAAGACUAUUGGCUAGUCACUCCAUGCUACAUUGUUCGUUAUCCGAGGAGAAACAAGGACAUGGAUCUCCUCAGAGGCUCUAUAGCCUUGCUCCUGCCUCUAAGUAUUUUGUAACAGAUGCUGAUGGUGUGUCUUUAGGUGCAACAUUAAACCUUCCUUUGGACAAAGUUUUCUUGGGAAGCUGGACUGAAAUGAAAGGAGCAAUAUUGGAAGGAGGUAUACCAUUCAAUAGGGUUUAUGGCAUGCAUGCAUUUGAAUAUCCAAGUGUAGAUCCAAGGUUCAAUGAUGUUUUCAACAAAUCUAUGGUCAAUUGUACAACUAUAAUCACAAAGAGGAUUCUUGAGAUCUAUGAUGGUUUUGAGCACAUCAAUAAGCUUGUAGAUGUUGGUGGUGGUCUUGGGAUCAAUCUCAAACUAAUUACUUCUAAAUAUCCUCAUAUUCAAGGUGUUAAUUUUGACUUGCCACAUGUUGUAGAACAUGCACCUAUCUAUGAAGGUGUGACACAUGUGGGAGGAGAUAUGUUUGAGAGUGUACCUAAUGGAGAUGUUAUUUUCUUGAAGUGGAUACUUCAUGAUUGGAGUGAUGAACACUGCUUGAAGUUAUUGAAGAAUUGUCAUAAAGCUAUUCCUGAUAAUGGAAAAGUGAUAGUUGUGGACUCAAUUAUGCCUGUUUUUCCAGAGAGUACAAAGGUUGCUAAUAUGGGAUUCCAAGCUGACCUCUUAAUGAUGGCACAAAAUCCAGGAGGGAAAGAGAGAACAGAAGAUGAGUUCAAGGAGUUGGCAUUAAGAUCUGGAUUUAGUGAAGUCAAACUUGCGUGUUACUUCUCUGGCUUUUGGGUUUUGGAAUUCUUGAAGUAGAUGUCUUCAAGUAUGGAUAUACAAGAUUGCAUGUUGUUAUACUAUCUAUUAAUUGUAUGGCAUUAUAAUUGUUAUAUUGCAUAGUGCAUACUUUUUUCUGCACAAUUUGGGUGUAAAAUUCUAACAUUGUUGUUAGUUGUUUAUUUUAUAAUUUGGAAAUUGUUCUUUAAAAUGUAUUUUUAUAGAGUAAGGGUAAUCAUGUAAGGGUAAUCUCUACUCCUCCAUAUUCAUUAAUUAAAAUUUGCAUGUGGUUUUUAU